GUACGUCCAGAAUUUGCAAAAGGGUUGAUGGAAAGUUCGAAGUACAGGAAUACGACACUGGGGGUGGCAAUAAAGAAGCGGUACAGGAGCAACAAUCUCCACACGGUGUUCGUGCGAGUUUAGUGUACGAGCAUUUGGUGAAAUUCUAUCAGAAGUUAGGUGCAGCUUUCAUGGAUGUCAAGUUCAAGUACGAACCUCACGACAAGGAGUAUGCCCGCAUUGGUAUACUCGCUACUAUGGUUCAUAUGCGUACCGCUAUUGAUAGGUUGGAUAGAUUCAUCGAAAAAGGAGAAAGUCCGACAGAAAAAGGAGAAAUUCUGAUGAGUAGGUUGUAG
Messenger RNA from Racocetra fulgida, 335 nucleotides. The record is from the annotation of a GenBank genome assembly. NCBI's taxonomy places the organism in Eukaryota, Fungi, Glomeromycota, Glomeromycetes, Diversisporales, Gigasporaceae.